CUAGCUCCCCCUUUUCGCUUCUUUCAAUUUAAUUUUCCUCGACGGCUGACGCGGUGGAUGGACUUGCCGGCGGGUUUUGUUUACAGGGCAGCCCGGUUCGAUUUGGAAUUUGUUUGCUUUUUCCCCUGCUGUGGAGGAAGCAUGUAAAGAUUUGGAUUCUGAGACGAACUUGGACGGGAAAAGAUCCAUUAUACUUCCCGCGGAUUUAACAAGCGCCAUCCAUCGUUUCGAGUUGAAUCCCAUUGCGUAGUUGCUGUUUGGUUGGAACUUCAGCGAAACCUGUUGUUUUCAAGCACUGAGACCGCUGGAAAACAGUUAACUCCGCUACAUGCUUAGGGUUUGAGUAAAAGGGCUUUAUAAUAAAGAGGGGGCUUCUAUCUUGGGAUCAGAAUAGAGCUCCUUGAUGCCUUGACAAUGUGGUGUACUAGUUAUUUGCAAAAUGGACGGUUAGGCCUCUCCAUCAUGUAAAAUCUACUUGUGCAUCGGUUGGUUCUUGCUGGAACGGAGCUGGUGGUCAGAUUUCCUUUUGGAUUUGUCAAUUAUAUCUUACAGUAUGAAAGCUCCCCCAAAUGGGUUUCUGGCCAAUUCUGGAGAAGGUGAAAGGAAGAAUAUUAAUUCUGAGUUAUGGCAUGCUUGUGCUGGACCUCUUGUUUCGUUACCUCCAGUUGGAAGUCUUGUGGUUUACUUCCCUCAAGGGCACAGUGAGCAAGUUGCAGCAUCGAUGAAUAAGGAGACUGAUUUCAUUCCAAACUACCCUAACCUUCCUUCAAAGUUGAUCUGCAUGCUCCAUAAUGUCACAUUACAUGCUGAUCCUGAAACUGAUGAAGUGUAUGCACAAAUGACCCUUCAACCAGUGACUAAAUAUGAAAAAGAAGCUUUAUUGGCAUCUGAUAUUGGCCUCAAGCAAAACAGGCAGCCUGCUGAGUUCUUCUGCAAAACACUAACAGCUAGUGAUACCAGCACUCAUGGUGGAUUUUCUGUACCUCGUCGUGCAGCUGAGAAGAUUUUUCCCCCAUUAGAUUACUCGAUGCAACCCCCUGCUCAGGAACUGGUGGCUAGAGAUUUGCAUGAUAAUUCAUGGACAUUCAGACAUAUUUACCGUGGCCAACCAAAAAGGCACCUUCUGACCACUGGUUGGAGUGUUUUUGUUAGCACAAAACGACUCUUUGCUGGAGACUCUGUGCUCUUUAUAAGAGAUGAAAAGUCACAGCUUCUCUUAGGCAUAAGGCGUGCUAAUAGGCAGCAGCCAGCUCUCUCUUCAUCAGUCAUAUCAAGUGAUAGCAUGCACAUCGGGAUUCUUGCUUCUGCUGCUCAUGCUGCUGCAAAUAACAGUCCUUUUACUAUAUUUUACAACCCUAGGGCCAGUCCUUCUGAAUUUGUGAUUCCUUUGGCCAAGUAUAAUAAAGCAAUGUAUACGCAAGUUUCACUUGGCAUGCGAUUUAGGAUGAUGUUUGAAACUGAGGAGUCAGGAGUACGCAGAUACAUGGGCACAAUUACUGGUAUCAGUGACAUGGACUCUCUGCGAUGGAAAAAUUCACAGUGGCGCAAUCUUCAGGUUGGAUGGGAUGAAUCAGCAGCUGGUGAACGACCAAACCGAGUUUCAAUAUGGGAAGUUGAGCCUGUUGUGACUCCCUUUUACAUAUGUCCACCUCCAUUUUUCAGACCCAAAUUCCCUAAACAACCAGGGAUGCCAGAUGACGAAUCUGAUAUUGAAAAUGCUUUUAAGAGAGCCAUGCCGUGGUUUGGUGAUGACUUUGGCUUGAAAGAUACACCAAGCUCAAUAUUUCCUGGUUUAAGUUUAGUGCAGUGGAUGAGCAUGCAACACACUAAUCAGUUCCCAGCAGCUCAAUCUGGAAUUUUGCCGUCCAUGGUUGCUCCUAGUGCUUUACAUGGAACUCUUACUAAUGAUGACCCGUCUAAAUUAUUGAGCUUUCAAGCACCAGUAUUGUCCUCACCAAAUCUCCAAUUUAGCAAAGCAAAUCAACAGAACCAAGUUGGCCAAUUGCCACCAACUACUUGGUCUCAACAGCAGCAGCUGCAGCAAUUAUUACAAGUUCCUGCAAGCCAACAGUUACAGCAUCAGCAGCAGUUGCCACCCCAGCAGGAACUACAACAGCAGCAACUCCAGUCGCAGCAGCUGCCCCAGCAGCAGCAACUCCAUUCGCAGCAGCUGCCCCAGCAGCCACAACGACAACAGCAGACCUCCCCAUCUGCUCUUCUGAACAAUGGUGUAUCUGCUGCUAACCAUUUGCCAAAUCAGAGUUUGCAACAACCACUUGUAUAUUCUCAGCUACAGCAACGGCAGUUGCUUGCAGGCAAUAUACAAUCACAUCAAACUAGCCAACCAUCCAAUAAAAACUCAUUUCAGACUACAUCUUUAUCGCAAGAAACACAGUUUCAGCCACAAAUAGAGCAGCAACCUAGCCUUCUUCCUAGGCAGCAGCAGCAGCAGCAGACACAAUUUCAACAGGCCCCACUACAAUUAUUGCAACAAAGUCUAUCUCAAAGACCACAACAGCAGCCACAGGUUCCACAAUUUUCACAGCCAAUCCCAUCAGAACAACUUCAACUGCAGCUGCUGCAGAAGUUGCAGCAACAGCAACAACAUCAGCAGCAGCAACCGUUGCUGUCCCCAGCUACCUCACUAUUACCACCUCAGCUUCUACAGCAGCAGCAUGUCCAUCAGCAAAACCAGCAGUUACCGCCAUUGCCUUUGUCCAAUCAACAACAGUUCAAUGCUAAUGGAGGCAGCUUCCCAACAGAAAAACUUAACAGCAAUGGCUUCUCAAGUUUAGGUCUCAUGCAGUCCCAGCAGGUUCCUAUAACCCAAUCGCAUAACCAAUUCAAACCAACAAUUAGAGCGUAUUCUGGACUGACUGAUGGAGAUGCCCCGUCUUGUUCAACCUCACCUUCCACUAAUAAUUGCCAAGUUUCUGUAUCAAACCUGCUUAAUAAGAACCAACAAGUAGCAGCCACUCUGGGGGGAGAUUCAGUAGUUGAGCCUGCAACUAAUCUGGCCCAGGAGCUACAAAGCAAACCUGAUUUGCGGAUCAAACCUGAGUUUCCUAACUCAAAAGGAUCAGACCAACUAAAAUAUAAAGGCACUGUUCCUGAUCAGUUAGAGGCAUCUUCUUCUGGAACAUCAUAUUGUCUGGAUGCUGGCACCAUUCAGCAGACUUUUCCUCUCCCUACAUGUUUGGAUAACGAUGUCCAAUCACAUCCACGAAACAAUAUUCCUUUCAGUAAUAGCAUUGAUGGAUUAGCACCAGAUACCUUAUUGUCGAGGGGAUACGACUCUCAAAAAGAUCUUCAGAACUUACUUUCUAACUAUGGUGGGGGAGUGCCGAGAGAUAUUGAGACAGAGUUGUCCACUGCUGCAAUCAGCUCCCAGUCAUUUGGGGUUCCAAACUUGCCUUUCAAGCCUGGCUGCUCAAAUGAUGUCAACGUAAAUGAAGCUGGAGCCUUGAGUAGUGGAUUGUGGGCAAACCACAGUCAACGUAUGCGGACAUACACAAAGGUUCAAAAGCGUGGAUCAGUGGGUAGAUGUAUCGAUGUUACUCGUUACAAAGGAUAUGAUGAGCUUAGACAUGAUCUUGCCCGCAUGUUUGGCAUUGAAGGGCAGUUAGAAGAUCCACAACGAACUGAUUGGAAACUUGUUUAUGUGGAUCAUGAAAAUGAUAUACUUCUAGUUGGUGACGAUCCUUGGGAUGAGUUCGUGAGCUGUGUUCAGAGCAUAAAGAUCCUGUCAUCCGCUGAAGUACAACAGAUGAGUUUGGAUGGAGAUUUGGGUCACAUUCAGGCUCCCAAUCAAGCUUGCAGUGGGACGGAUAGUGGAAAUGCAUGGAGAGGACAGUAUGAUGACAACUCGGCCGCAUCAUUCAAUCGAUGAGGUUUACGGAGUCCAAUGUAUAACUGACCAUGUCUCCUGGCAUCUGGGUUGCUACUCUUAAUUAAAAUAUGUUGGAACGUUCCAAAAAGGUUCCAAUCAGCUUCUGCGGUGAGGAAUGGAACUGCUUCAGGAAAUAUUAGCUCAGUGAAUAUCAUAUACACGGCGAAUGUGGAGACUAUCUUGCGACCCAAUUGCCAUUUCUAGUGGGAAAUGGAGCUCUGUUCACGAAUGCUUGGUAGACGGCCUAAAGCAUAUCAUGAAGUUGAUUUAGUUUAAAGCUAUUAUGUCAACUUUCUUCACUCCGAGCACCUAUACAAUUGGCACCUGACUGAAUCAAAUACUAGUCAUGAUGAAGUCAAGCUUGAAGGUGAAGACAGCUUGACCCACUUUGUUCGUGUAAAUUGUAACACAAAUGUCGUUUAUAUCCCAGAGUAUGUACCAACUGGGACAACAACCCUUGUAGAUAUGAUGAUAAGCCUAAUUUUAUGCUGUAAUCUGAGUGAGGUUUAGGAAAAGAAGGAAAAGAAAUGCUGCAUAUUUCCAUUACCAUCACUGUAACAUCAGGUAGGAUAGCUGUACAUUUUUCCUCUAAAAGACUAUAUGAACUCAAACCAAGAGUUACAUCCAAUCAAUCAACGAUUUUUUGUUAGGCUCA
Momordica charantia (bitter melon) is the source of this 4544-nucleotide messenger RNA. Its product is annotated as auxin response factor 19. Gene Ontology annotation, cellular component: nucleus. Gene Ontology annotation, molecular function: DNA binding. The record is from RefSeq and is a predicted model, not a curated record. Lineage: Eukaryota; Viridiplantae; Streptophyta; Magnoliopsida; Cucurbitales; Cucurbitaceae. Gene Ontology annotation, biological process: regulation of DNA-templated transcription; response to hormone.